This is a messenger RNA of Rhincodon typus (whale shark), 1614 nucleotides long. RefSeq names its product G-protein coupled receptor 37-like 1. Gene Ontology annotation, molecular function: G protein-coupled peptide receptor activity. The transcript is spliced from 2 exons. The record is from RefSeq and is a predicted model, not a curated record. Gene Ontology annotation, cellular component: signaling receptor complex; plasma membrane. Bases 1 to 1614 code for a protein of 537 amino acids. Gene Ontology annotation, biological process: positive regulation of MAPK cascade; adenylate cyclase-inhibiting G protein-coupled receptor signaling pathway. Lineage: Eukaryota; Metazoa; Chordata; Chondrichthyes; Orectolobiformes; Rhincodontidae.
AUGUCCACCUCUCUCGCUGAUCUGCUUCUAGUGCAAUUCUUUAUUUUAGGAUUGACAACGACUGACAACAUCCAGGGGCACCAUGACCUGACAACAGCUGCGAGCGGAGAGAGGCACAACUGGCAAGAGGUACCAGAGCUCAGUGACCUCCAGCUGGGAAGGACGGCAAUUCCGCAGGUGCCUGGGACUGACCACUGGCUUGGAGAUCACCUGGAGGUCACAGGAGACGCCAGCUCGGAUGCAGACAACCCAAACAAAGUGAGCUUUCCAAAACAAGCCGAGCAAAGGGCAAGGCGGGGGGCAGACCAAAAGAACAGGGUUGCCCCAGAAGAGGCGACUGCCGUGUCUCGCCCACAGGGCAACUCGGUGGAAUCUCCCCAGGUCGAACCAACCCAGUUCCAACUAACUUCCAAGAUCCCUUCGCUCAAAGAUGAGCGGGUGCAGGUAUCGGGGGGAGAAGCGACGUCUGAAGUUCUCAGCGAGGAAGUGAACGGAGUGGAAACAACAGCGAGGAGACUUCAGUUGGAGAAUACCUUGUACCCUGUCACCGACAACACUUACAGCGCGUAUGCGGUCAUGUUUCUAUCCUUGAUUCUCUUCGCGAUUGGGAUCAUUGGAAACCUGGCCGUGAUGUGCAUCGUCUGUCAUAAUUAUUAUAUGAAGACCGCCUGGAACAAUAUUCUGGCCGGCAUGGCGUGUUGGGACUUUUUUGUCAUCUUCUUUUGUCUGCCGGUGGUCAUCUUCAAUGAGAUCACUAAGAAAAGGCUGCUCGGGGACAUAGGCUGUAAAGUGGUGCCCUAUCUGGAGGUCUCUUCUCUCGGAGUCACUACCUUUAGCCUAUGUGCAUUAAGCAUCGACAAGUUUCGUUCUGCAACAAGCACACAGUCACAAAUUAGGCUGAUAGAAAGUUGUCUAUCUAUUGUGGCCAAGAUGGCAGUCAUCUGGAUAGGAUCCAUGUUGCUGGCCCUCCCUGAAGUCCUUCUCUGGCAACUGAAUCAAAAGACCUCCGUUGUCUCUGGGGUUAUCACUGACUAUUGCAUCAUCAAAACAUCUUUGAAUCUCCCUGAGCAUAUCUAUGAACUUGCACUGACCUAUGAGAAUUCCAGAAUGUGGUGGUACUUUGGUUGCUACUUUUGCUUGCCUGUCAUUUUCACAGUGACUUGCCAAUUGGUGUUGAGACGAGUAAGAAACACAGAGAGGAAAUCUGACCUCAAGAUUAUUUCUCAGCAUGCUCAGCAUGAAAAUCAAAAGAACAAUACUUUGAUUGGUCUGACUAUCCUCUAUGGCUUCUGCAUUAUCCCGGAAAAUGUUUCCAACAUGGUGGUGACCUACACCUCUCCUGAAGUCUCCAAGGAGACCAUUGACUUGCUCAACAUUAUUAAUCAGUUCUUCCUGUUCUUCAAGUCCUCUGUAACUCCAGUGUUGCUUCUGUGCCUUUGUAAGCCUUUAGGCAGAGCCUUCAUGGAUUGCUGUUGCUGCUGCUGUGAUGAAUGUGUUCCAGAGACCUCAGAAAUUGAUGUUCAUGACAGCAAGCUAAAGACAGAAAUGGCAACUAUUUUCUGUGAUAAUUCCAAGGAAACACCAACAAUGAUGACCCUCGGUACUCAAUGUUAG